This is a messenger RNA of Cryptomeria japonica (Japanese cedar), 675 nucleotides long. RefSeq names its product ethylene-responsive transcription factor ERF008. The record is from RefSeq and is a predicted model, not a curated record. The coding region runs from base 1 to 675 and encodes 224 amino acids. Gene Ontology annotation, biological process: regulation of DNA-templated transcription. The transcript is spliced from 2 exons. Gene Ontology annotation, molecular function: DNA-binding transcription factor activity; DNA binding. NCBI's taxonomy places the organism in Eukaryota, Viridiplantae, Streptophyta, Pinopsida, Cupressales, Cupressaceae.
AUGAAAAUAAACAAGGAUGUAGCCGCGAAUGUAUCGCAUACUAAACGCGGUGGACAAGUGCUUCCACUCAUCUGCAAACUGGCAUCUACAGUUCGCCGUAAACUACGGAGGACGGUGACGCGUAUAGACGAUAUGUCCACUAGUGGAGAAGGUGGAGAGAAAGUAAUGAAAUACAGAGGCGUAAGAAAGAGGAAAUGGGGAAAAUAUGUAGCCGAAAUUCGAUCAGGAAAGAGAUCACGCAUAUCAUUGGGCUCCUACUUUACUCCUGAAGCUGCAGCUCGAGCUUAUGACGCUGCGCUUUUGUGCCUUCGAGGGCCCACUGCUUCGUCUUUCAAUUUCCCAGACUCGCAGUUCAACUCAACUGCAUUGGACGUGACAAAAGUAGAGAGCAAUCCAUCACCGCAGGCUAUUCGAACCGCUGCCGUUGCAGUUGGGUCUGCCUGCGACAUCGUUCCUGCAAGAUACUUUCGUAAUGAUAACAAUGAAAUCUGUGAGGAGGGCGCACCCAACGCUGAGAAAGAGCUAUCAGCCCAAGGUGGAGAAAGCAUUAGUGAUCAAGGGAAUGCAGUGGUUGAGGAGAAAAUUGCAGAAGAAGAACAGGUGAUAUGUGAAUCGAGUGAUGCAAAGUCUCUCGUACAAUCGCCACAGCAUAUAUCAUUGCUUGCCCCUGUAUGA